CUGUCCAACACUCCUCGUUUAAGACUUAUUUUAGAGCUCACUCGCCUUAAGAUCUUCCGCAAGGCUUUGGAGACAAAAGCCAACACAUCUCGACCAAAAAAAUCUUGCAAGAUGGAGCUUCAUAAAAUUGGACUACGUUUAUGACACUGGACUAGAAAAAAUUGUCACCAUGAAAUACUACGAAGGUUCAAGUACCCUGAAAUUCCCAUGGGAGCAAGUUGCUCGGGGCCUGUGGCAACGAUACCCUAAUCCAGAGAGCUUGCAUGUGUUAUCAGAGGAUACAGUAGCGAGAAAAGUUGUUGAUAAUAAACUUCAUUCCAAACGUGUCUUAACCAAAACAAACCGCAUGCCCAAGUGGGGAGAACGUUUAAUAAAUACUCGAAAUGUCAGUGUCAUUGAAGAAUCAAUAGUGGAUCCAGAAAAGAAAGAGAUAUGUACUUAUACCAGGAAUGUUGGACUGACAAAGGUGAUGACCUGUGUCGAAAAAGUAGUUUACAAACCUUGCCCCGAGAAUUCGCAGUGGACUGUGGCAGAAAGAAAAGCUUGGAUUGACUCAAAAAUAUUUGGCUUAGGAUAUGCAAUUCAGAAAUUUGGACUGGAACGCUACAAGAAGAACAUUCAGAAGACCAACUUGGGUUUCAGCUUUGCCUUGAAUAGAUUAUUCCCUGUUAUUGAUACUCCAGCAGAAAGCAGCCAUAUCCACCACCUUACGUUGGAAGAGAGAAAACAGAGGUUGAAAGAUGCGGCUCGAGAAACAGCAAAGAGGGCCAAGGAGUUAGCUCAGGAGAAGGCUGGGCCAAUUUAUGCUGCCUGUGAAGGUGUGCGGAGCUGAAAGUGAAAGUCUGUAGUCUGAAUCAUAAUAAAAGAGCUAUAUAUUUCAUGUAUUCCAUCAUGAAUAUGAAGGUUAUUUUAGAUAGGGAGCCACCGGUGCUACUACUUUGUGCUUUGGAGUUUCUGGUAUUGGAUGAUAGGAUUGAUUGUAUAGUUUCAUUAUGUUUCUAUUAUAUCAUUGAAAACUAUGGGAGAUGUAUUAUGGAACAUGAACAUUGUUUUCAGUUUAUUACUUUUUAAAUUAUUUUUUUUAUUCCCCUUUUCAUAAGCCUGUCAUUUAUAAUAAAGAAACUUUGUUCCAAAGAUUUGAUAUACAAGAGAAAUUCAGUUAUUUCACUUUACAACUUCAGUAGUAAAGUGUUCCCAAUAGUAAAGUGUAUUUUCUUUACAAAGUUAAAUAAUGUCAGUAAUUCUAAAUCAUGCCGUUUUUUUAUAUAUACUGUGUACUGACUUGGUGAAAAUGAAUUGGUGUGGGAGUAGUUGCUGAUUUCUUGAAAACUUAAAAUUUAGGGGAAUUCUUUUGAUUUGAAAAUAAUACCCACUAGGAACCUGUCACUAACAAUUUUUGAAGUCUUGCUAGUUCCUAUGACAGCGCAUAUGUUGGGUAACAAGGUAGCAUGUGAAAAGAAAGAAGCCUACAAAUGACCUGAAUUAUAUAAUUGCUUCUGUACAGUGUAUAUCAUAGUUUCCAGGGAUACUGAUGAAUCUGCAUUAUCAUUCCCAUUGAACAUCAAAUGAAUCAUGUAAUGUCCUUGUAUAUAUUCAUAUAAAACUUUCCCCAAGUCUUGCAUUCAUAGGUGUCUAUUCCUUGGAAAGGGCCAAGCACUUGGAUAGUUGGUAAUAUUCCGUCCGGAGGAAUGUGGGACUUCAAAGCUUGUUUGUCCUCGUGGGAAAUGUGUACUGAUGAGAAGUGGUGAAAAGUUAUAUUUUCAUUCAUUCCAUGCAUGUUCCUUUCAGGUAUUGGUUUAUUCUCAUUCAUAUUCAAGGUUUUGAAAUAACAUUCUCACUCCUUCGCAGAUUAUGAAUAGGUCCAUAUCACUUACAGGAAGCUCUUACAGUUCAGUUCUGUUUUGUGCUGUAAGUCUGUGUGAACCUUUUUAUCUAUGUUGACAUGUGAAUGAAGUCACUGACCAAGGGAAUGUAUAUAGUGAUAACCAGUUCUAUAUUCUUUGCUUCAAGAGGAUACAAAGUCUUUGCAUAGGAUGAUUUUUAAAUCCUUCGGGCAAGGGAGAGGACAGGGUAAGCCAUACAGGCAACACACUCGCCUGAGUGAGAUAAGUGUGGAAUACUACUCUUUCUCACACAAUACAUCAUUCCGAAUAUUGAUACAAAGGAAGGGUGUAGGAAACCUUAUCUUUGAGUUGUCUUUGUUCUAGAUUGACCUUCACAUUAUUUUGUGGGUGAAUUGAACACCACUUUGUCUAGGUCUUUGUUACAUUUUACAAAUUUUAGUUGUUGGAUGAUUAGUAAUGUAUUUUUUUUUUUGUGAUAUAGAGUUUGUGUUCUUGGUAAUUUCUUCUUUGUUGUUUCCUGUUUGAGAAAAAAAAUAACAUUAGCUGUACAUUAUCAGUCUUCUUAAAAAACAAAAACAAAAAAAUAUCCAGAUAGGAGAUCCGUAUAACAUUUUCAAAUAGUAAUCAAAUUAGUUAUAUUACCCCUGAUAAGAACAUAAAUAUAUUUAGGAAAAUUGAA
Molecule: messenger RNA, 2523 nt
Organism: Penaeus chinensis
Lineage: Eukaryota; Metazoa; Arthropoda; Malacostraca; Decapoda; Penaeidae
Gene: prel
Product: PRELI domain-containing protein 1, mitochondrial-like
Exons: 7
Coding region: 170-832 (220 amino acids)
Biological process (GO): phospholipid transport
Cellular component (GO): mitochondrial intermembrane space
Molecular function (GO): phosphatidic acid transfer activity
Source: RefSeq, a predicted model, not a curated record